GAGCUUUUCAAAAUGGCGACCCCCUAUGUUACAGAUGAAUCUGGAAAAUAUAUUGCUGCCACGCAGCGACCGGAUGGCACGUGGAGGAAACCGCGGCGGGUGAAGGAAGGCUACGUCCCCCAAGAAGAGGUCCCUGUAUAUGAAAACAAGUACGUGAAGUUCUUCAAGAACAAACCGGGCCUUCCGCCAGGCCUGAGUGCAUCAGACGCCGAGCCUUCAAAUCAGCAGCAGCAGAAGAUACCAGGAUGCGCAGACAGCGACGCCGCCGGUCUCUCCAAGUCGGCAAAACGCAACCUGAAACGUAAAGAAAAGCGAAAACAGCAGCAGCAACAGGAACUGGAGGAGAGUACGGCUGACGCGGCGACUCUUGUUGAUGCCGUUGAGAAAGUGAGCAUCUCUGCGGGUGGCGAAGCCGCAGAGGAUUCCAGCUCCGUAGAGAAAGCCAAGAAAAUAAAAAAUAUGAGGAAGAAGCUGCGUCAGGUUGAGGAACUGCAGCAGAAGGUAGACUCAGGGGAAAUAAAGCAGCCGACGCAGGACCAGUUGGAAAAGUUGGCCCGGGCAAAAACUCUACGAGACGAGUUGGAGCAGCUGGAGCGCCUCUCAUGA
This is a messenger RNA of Nerophis lumbriciformis (worm pipefish), 606 nucleotides long. NCBI's taxonomy places the organism in Eukaryota, Metazoa, Chordata, Actinopteri, Syngnathiformes, Syngnathidae. The record is from RefSeq and is a predicted model, not a curated record.